Messenger RNA from Hibiscus syriacus, 810 nucleotides. RefSeq lists its product as uncharacterized. Lineage: Eukaryota; Viridiplantae; Streptophyta; Magnoliopsida; Malvales; Malvaceae. The record is from RefSeq and is a predicted model, not a curated record. Bases 1 to 810 code for a protein of 269 amino acids. The transcript has 3 exons.
AUGGUGUCCAAGACUUUAGUGAAUCGACUAAGGUCGGUGCUUUCGCAUUGUAUCGAUGACUCCCAAGCAGCCUUUGUUCCAGGUCGUCUCCUGUUUGAUAAUUUCUUGGUAGCCCACGAAGUAUUUCAUUACUUGAAGUCAAAUUCGAUGGAUUUGCCUCGAGCGUGGGUUAUUUUCCUCAUGUCUUGUGUAUCCUCUUGUACGUAUUGCAUUCGCAUCAAUGGCCAUCUUACUAAUACAUUUUCUAUGGAACGUGGGUUGCGUCAAGGGGAUCGGCCGUCAACCUUUCUUUUUGUUCUUUGUAUACAAGGACUAUCAUCAUUGCUCAGUGAGCAACUUCAGGCGGUUUUAGCGUUGUUUGCGGGUGCUUCUGGCCAGCACAUCAAAUUUUCCAAAUCUAGUGUGUACUUCAGUGGUCAUACACCGUUGGAACAUCGAAUGUGGCUGUGUACUCUAUUAGGCGUUCAAGAAGUUCUUAACCCUGGUAAUUACUUGGGCCUCCCACUAAUCAUUAGGCGUAACAAGACUGCAUCUUUCAGUUUUAUCCGAGAUCGUGUGGGUUCUCGCGUUCGGGGUUGGUCCAAAAACCUGCUUUCCUAUGACGGUCGAGAGAUUUUUAUUAAGUCAGUUGACCAAGCUCUACGCCUCUACCUACUCAUCUUCUGGGUUGUUUUCUUUUGUCGCCUGGUAUCAUUUCAGACAUUACAAGUGCACCGCGUGAUUUUUGGUGGACUGGUCGACAUGCGGAGAGGGGCUGGCCGUUACUUGCCUGGUCAAAACUUUGUCAACCUAAACGCCUUGGAGGGUUAG